Molecule: messenger RNA, 1172 nt
Organism: Pipra filicauda (Wire-tailed manakin)
Lineage: Eukaryota; Metazoa; Chordata; Aves; Passeriformes; Pipridae
Product: splicing factor, proline- and glutamine-rich-like
Exons: 11
Coding region: 126-974 (282 amino acids)
Source: RefSeq, a predicted model, not a curated record
UUGAGGGUCCCAGGGAAGGAUUUUGGGGAUCCCAGGCAGCAGAGGGUCCCCAAAAGUCCUCGAGGUUCGGGGGGUGGGUGCAGAGCCCCCCCCGACCCUCCCUGUGCCCCCCCAGGGACUCCCCAAUGGCUGCCUGGGGCAAGAGCCGAGACCAUGCCCGGGCCCAGCCCCGGCAGCGGCAGCGGGACCUGACGCGCCGCCCCCAGGACACCCUGAGACCCCCCCGGGACCCCCGGCAGGACCAGCUGGGAGGUCUCCGGGGGUCUCUGCUGCGGCUGCAGCUCCGGGCGGAGGAGACCGAGAGGGUGCUGGGGCUGUACAGGAGCCUGGGGGGGCUCCUGCAGGCCGAGUCGGGGGUCACCCGGACCCUCCUGUGGGGGGCCGAGCUGGAGCUGCUGCGGAGGCGCCGGAGGCUGCGGGAGCUGCGGGAACGGGGGGGCUCUGUGGGGCGGGGGGGGGCCCCAGCACAGGUCCGGGGGUCCCGGCGGGCUCGGGGGGCUCGGCCGCGGGCACUGGAGGAGCUGCCGGGGCCGCCUGACCCCCCCCAGGAGUCCCCGGAGCCAGAGGAGGGGCCGAGGGGGCCCCCCCCGACACUGCCCCUCCCCCACCCCGAGGAGACCCUGGAGACUCCCCAGGAGACCCCCCCGGACCCCUCAGCCCGGGCUCAGGACCCCCUCGGCAGCACCGACCCCCAGGUGUCCCAGGUGUCCCAGGUGUCCCUGUCCCCACGGGUCCGGGCCCUGUCCCAGCACCUGCAGCAGCUCCGGGGGGAGGUCGAGGCCCUUCGGGGGCAGCUCCGGGGGAGUCACCUUGGAGGGACCCCCCGCAGGGCCCCCCCAGGCGACCCUUCCCCCGACUCCGGGGACGUUGCCGCUGCCCGCCGGGACCUGGCCCAGGUGACCCGAGACCUGGGGGUGGCCACAGCCCGGCUGGGGGGGCUCCUGGCACACCUGGAGGCACAGCUCGGACGAUGAGACCCCCCCCGGGGCACCCCCGACCCGCGCCGCCAUCAAACGUCGCUCGAGGCUCAUCCUGGAGGGGGGGCGGGGGGGGCGCGGGCCCCCUCGUUGAGAACGGAGACCCCUGGGGACCCCCCCCACUGACACCAGUGCCUCCCAGUACCACCCCAGUACCUCCCAGUGCCCCCAUUAAAGCCCCUUGUCUCCUCCCCC